AUGCAGACAACGGCGACACGCAGCGCGAGGCCCUCGGCAUUGCUCGUUGUAUGCUUACUAUCGUCAUCGUUCUCCUUGAUCGCCAUCGCUUUGCUCAGCGCGAGGCCUCGGCCGCCACUCCCUGAGGGCUGGCUCUACAAAGGCGAUCGUUCGUACUUUGUCACGCCUGCGCGCUACACCCACCUAGAGUGCAUCGAUGCCUGCCACAGACUCUCGGAUCAGACAGAUGGAGAGCCGGUUGCGCUCGCCUGCAUCGACUCGGCAGCCGCAACCGACUUCGUCGCAAACACCGUCUUCGGAGACUUCGGCCCGCGCGACUACGGGUACUCCGGGCCGUACCUCUGGCUCGGCCACCACCAGUGGCCGAUCCGCCACGGCUCCGAAGCGGGGUGGAAGCCGGCGACGGUCGGGUGCGACGACUCGUACUCCCACUGGCGGCUGGGCGAGCCGGACGACUUCUUUGCGAUGCAGGACUGCGUGGCCGUUGACGCCGACGGUGGCUGGCGGGACGAGGGCUGCUACAUGCGGUACCGCUGCUUGUGCGAGCGCGGCGCCGUGUUGGUAGACGGGUUCAGGGACGAGGAGGAGACACAUUUGGCCUCUACCGGCUCUCGCAGCCUCGCUUCACGCGCCGCCACGAGUACACUGCGCGAUGCCGUUCCCGCCCUGACUCUGAUGUUCAUGGUGUAG
Emiliania huxleyi CCMP1516 is the source of this 690-nucleotide messenger RNA. RefSeq lists its product as hypothetical. The record is from RefSeq and is a predicted model, not a curated record. The coding region runs from base 1 to 690 and encodes 229 amino acids. The transcript has 2 exons. Lineage: Eukaryota; Haptophyta; Isochrysidales; Noelaerhabdaceae.